UUACAGAAUAAGCACCUAAAACUUGAAAAACAUUAACUUUCUUUACGGAUUUCUUACUGCUCAAAGCGAAAACAGCAUCUCCGAUUGCAAACAAAAGCCUUCAGUAGCUGUCAGUUUCUUUCAUUCUAUUUCUAAGCGUCGCGGGCGAUUUUGCUGCGGAUGACUUCACCUGUUUGCUAUAGACACUUUGCUCUAAAGAGGAAAUUGGCGGAUCUAGGAUGCGAUUCACAACAGCAGCUUUGACUAUGAUCGUGUGUAUCGUUGGUUCCUCUAUAUUUGUAGCCAAUUUAGCUAGCCUUAUCGGGUUCGACAAGCAACUUAGCAGCCGUUUAGAUGCGGCUUUGGAUGAUGGCCACAAUCAGGCGCACCGGCAACUUAGACUAGACGACAGCCCGAGCCAUCUGAUGUGGUUUUUGCAGAUCUCGGACAUUCACAUCAGCAAGUAUCUGGAUCCAUCUCGCGUGGCACACUUGGUGGAAUUUUGCAAUCGGACAGUGGAUAUUAUCCGCCCUAGUGUCGUUCUUGCUUCCGGCGAUCUAACAGACGCCAAAACGUCGAAUUAUCUCGGAUCUCAGCAGCACGAACAAGAGUGGCGUUGGUACAAUGAGCUGCUACAUGACACAAACGUGCUAAAUCGAACUAUAUGGUUGGACAUACGUGGCAAUCACGAUAACUUCAACGUGCCCGCCUUGCAGGCACGACAGGACCUAUUCACCAAUUAUUCAGCCCAAGGCAAAUAUCACACCCGCUCGUACAUGCGGCAGAUCGAGCGGGGAGGAGAACGGUAUGCGUUCAUCGCUGUGGACGCUUGCCUCGAUCCGGGUCCGAAAAGACCAUUCAACUUCGUGGGUAUGCUGUCGAUCAACGAAACGCGCCAUCUGCUUAAUCUGUCCGAGCAAUCUCGGGCCACGGGUAGCAACUACACAAUCUGGUUUGGACACUAUCCUACGUCAUGCAUUUUAACGCCAGGCUUGGGUUCUGGGGGCAUUCGCAACCUGAUCGGACGCUAUCGGGAGGCAUACGCGUACCUUUCAGGUCACUUCCAUACGCUUGGGGGGGCCGUACCACAUAUGUACACAUUGCAGGAUGAAGGAUUUUUAGAGCUGGAGCUAGGCGACUGGAUGCGUAAUAGACGAUACCGAUUGGCUGCGUUUGAUCAUGGAUACUUUUCGUUUGUUGAUGUGCAGCACAAUCAAUGGCCAGUUGUUUUGGUGACUAAUCCAAAAGAGGCGCUUUUUAAUAUCCCUGAAAAGGAAUCGCCGGGUCCAGUUCUUGAAUCUACCCACAUUCGAAUAUUAAUAUUUUCUCCGGCCAAAAUCACAGAGUGUCAGGUAAAGCUCGACGCCGGCAGCUGGGAGGAAUGCAUACGUAUUAAUCGGGAGUUGUAUGUAGUGCGAUGGGAACCAUCGCUUUACAAACGAGGCCUCCAUAGGCUAUUGGUGUAUGUUCUGGACGAAGAUGGUCGGAGCCGCGUUGUGGAGCAAAAAUUUACACUAGAUGGAUCCCGGCUGAGUUUCGAUUUUCUAGCAAAACUCGUGCUAAUGUACGAUACAAACAAAUUGUUCCAGGCAUUCUUUAGUGUUGCUCUCAUCAUAUAUCUAGUGCCAUUAUGUGUGUUUCGAAUAUGGCAUAGUCUUGUUCGAAAAGGCACACUGCCUCGACCUCGACCUCGCACUUUUGGUUUCAAUACCUGGAUACGCAAAAUCUGGAUCCUUUCUACCGUUGAUCGGCUAAUGUUUCCCCUCGUGGGCUACUGUCUGUAUCUGGCAUGUGGCCCCUGGUCAUUCGGGGAGAUCAUCGAUGGGUACAUGGGUGUAGUUUUUGUGUGGGGAAUUUUCGUUAACAACGCCUUUCUACCUGGUACUCUCACCUAUUUGUACGGCUUUUUCCAACUCAUGCUGUGUCAGCUCCCGUUGACCAUUAUUUUUGCCAACAAUGCCUCACGACGCUUCUAUCGCCGGGACAUGGAAAAGAAUCAUGGAUGGAUAGUGACGCUGUGGAAGAACGCGACAUUCAUUCUUAUAAUGACGGUGGAGGUAAUAUUAGCUGCAAUCUUUUGGCAUUCUUACGGCCUGCUGGCCUUCAUCAUCGCUCCUUUGCGGGUUUGGUCGAUUGUAAUGAACAUAAUCCUAUGGCAUCAGUCGCGCUACAUUCCCGAGAAAUGUCUACGAUCAGCUGCAACCGUGUGGUCUUUAUCGGAACCAAAAAUUUCCACACUUUCCCAGUAAAAUUGAUGAUAUUCAGCCGUAGUUGAUGCCUUUCCUUUUGAAUGAAAUGCAACAUUUUGCCUGAAAGAUGGUCGCUUUCAUGUGUUCGACAAGCGUCAGCAUAGCAGCAGCAUUUUCAUGUCUCUAGAUCAUUGAGGAUCAGGUGCUAAUCAUAUUAUAUUAUACAGGAUCGAUUUCAUAAUGUAUCUAUCCUUAUUUCUUGUGAACAUGUGGACUGUUGUUACGGCGUAAAUACCCAUAAAUGUAUUAAGGUAAGCUAAACGCUACAAUGAAAUGAAGUGUAAACUGACCAAACAAAAUACCGAAAUCAAAGAAAAACCAAAUACCGAAAAAUAGUUCAAACAGUAAAACUAAUAGCAACAAACUAGUUAGUUAUGUUCGAUACGUGCUGCUGCAAUUCCUUGGUUUUAAGGAAUAGAAUUUAGUAAGAGCUACUAAUUUUGUGAAUUGAUUUUAUUUUAAUACAUUACGCAUUUUUUUACGCACCAACAAAACGGUGGAAGUAACGAACGAAAUAGAAAUUAAAAAAAAAAUUAAUUUGCCUGUUUUAGAAUGAUGAGCAUAAUGAG
This is a messenger RNA of Anopheles aquasalis, 2797 nucleotides long. Its product is annotated as transmembrane protein 62. Lineage: Eukaryota; Metazoa; Arthropoda; Insecta; Diptera; Culicidae. Gene Ontology annotation, molecular function: hydrolase activity. The record is from RefSeq and is a predicted model, not a curated record.